AUGUGUCAACCAGUUGUUGUGGACGGUACAAGCUUUGCCCUUAAUGGCGACAAUGUUUCCUAUCGCUUCCACGUAGACAAUAGUACAGGCGACUUGAUAUCCGAUCACUUCGGAGGCACCGUCACUGGGGACAUCCCCACUGAUAUCGUCACUUCGGUGACUGGCUGGGUCGGCAAUAUAGGCAGAAUCCGUCGUGAAUUCCCCGACCAAGGCCGUGGUGACUUCCGUACCCUGCAAUUCGUGUUCGGCAAACCGAGGGGAAAACCCGGAUUACCGGGCCUGCCGGCUACAUUCGGCACUGAAGACGAUGUAACAACCUUGAUUGUUCAUCUGUAUGACAACUAUAGCUCUGUGGCUGCGGACCUUUCUUACUCUAUCUUUCCCAAGUACGACGCCGUUGUCCGAAGUGUCAAUGUCACCAAUAUGGGCAAGGGGAACAUCACCGUCGAGGCGCUGGCUAGUAUGAGUGUGGACUUUCCAUUCGAGGAUCUUGAUAUGAUCACCUUAAGCGGUGACUGGGCACGAGAGGCCCAUCCUCAGCGAAGAAAGGUUCAGUAUGGCACACAGGGGGUCGGAAGUAGCACAGGCUACUCUUCGCAUCUCCAUAACCCUUUCUUGGCACUGGUAGACCCAGCAACUACGGAAAAUAGUGGUGAAGCAUGGGGCUUUUCGCUCGUCUACACCGGUUCCUUCUCCGUCGAUGUCGAGAAAGGUUCGCAAGGCUUUACCCGUGCUCUCCUUGGCCUGAACCCAGAUCAGCUCUCCUGGCCGCUUGGGCCUGGCGAUAAUGGGAUCGGCGGCAUGUCCCGUAUGUUCCAUCGUCUCUACCGCAACCAUCUUAUCAAGAGCAAGUUCGCCACCUCGGAUCGGCCGCCUCUGCUCAACAGCUGGGAAGGUUUGGGCUUCGACUACAAUGCGAGCACAAUUGUCAAUCUUGCCCAGGAAUCAGCAGACCUGGGCAUCAAAUUAUUUGUUCUGGACGAUGGCUGGUUUGGUGUCAAGUACCCGCGCGACCAGGAUAAUGCCGGUCUCGGCGACUGGACUCCUAAUCCCGCCAAGUUCCCCCAUGGUCUCGCUUCGCCUAUAGGCCAAAUCACAGGCCUCCAAGCUGCGAAUACUUCGACUCGUCUGCGGUUUGGAAUCUGGGUCGAACCCGAGAUGGUCAACCCCAACUCUACCCUGUAUCACGAGCACCCAGACUGGGCCAUGCACGCUGGGUCUUAUCCUCGCACAUUGCAACGCAACCAACUGGUACUUGACUUGGCUCUGCCUGAGGUACAAGAUUUCAUUAUCGAUUUUAUGACGAAACUCCUCAACAGCGCGGACAUCUCCUACAUUAAAUGGGACAAUAAUCGUGGAAUUCAUGAGAUGCCCUCCCCAGCCACCGACCACAAGUACAUGCUUGGAAUGUACCGCGUUUUCGAUACCCUGACUACCCGAUUUCCCGAUGUUCUUUGGGAAGGCUGCGCCUCCGGCGGUGGCCGCUUCGACGCCGGUGUUUUACAGUACUUCCCUCAGAUCUGGACCUCAGACGACACCGACGCCAUGGAGCGCAUCACCAUCCAGCUCGGAACGUCUCUCGUCUACCCACCCAGUGCCAUGGGAGCCCACCUCUCUGCAGUCCCCAACCAGCAAACUGGACGCACCCUUCCUGUCUCAUUCCGCGGCCACGUGGCUAUGAUGGGUGGUUCAUUUGGAUUGGAACUCAAUCCAGCCGACAUGCCCGCAGAAGACAAAGCAGCUCUACCGGGUCUCAUUAAGCUUGCUGAGAAGGUCAACCCGCUUAUUCUAAAGGGAGACAUGUACCGUCUUAGUCUACCAGAAGACUCAAACUGGCCGGCUGUUCUGUUCAUCUCCGAGGACGGGUCGCAAGCGGUGCUUUUCUACUUCCAGACUGCUCCUCGUAUCAAUAACUCUAUUCCCCGUGUUAGGUUCCAGGGUGUGGAUUCGGCAGCUAUGUAUCGCGUUGAAGGAAAGGGUGUUUACUCUGGUGCGACCUUGAUGAACAUGGGGCUGCAAUUCCCCUUCGAUACGGAGGUGGGAAGUAUAGUCGUAUUCUUGGAGAAGGAAUGA
This is a messenger RNA of Penicillium maclennaniae, 2073 nucleotides long. Its product is annotated as alpha-galactosidase. Gene Ontology annotation, biological process: carbohydrate catabolic process. NCBI's taxonomy places the organism in Eukaryota, Fungi, Ascomycota, Eurotiomycetes, Eurotiales, Aspergillaceae. Gene Ontology annotation, molecular function: alpha-galactosidase activity. The coding region runs from base 1 to 2073 and encodes 690 amino acids. The transcript is spliced from 4 exons. The record is from RefSeq and is a predicted model, not a curated record.